UAAAUAUUGCGUUCUCAUUUGUAUGUACUAAGCUUUUUUUACAUGACCAUUUUAUUUUUGUACAGUUAACAGUACUUAUAAGUGCGAUAAGAAGAUUUGUAGAAACAUUUACGUUGCCUUUUUUGAGGUAAAAAAAAUGUAAUAGGUAGUACGUGUACAGAAUUUUUAAUUUAAAUUUAUUGGUGACCAAUUUGAAUCACGCCAUUCAACGAUUUGAAUAAAUAAUAUUUUACGUACAAGAUGAAAUACGUCUGAGUAAUCAUUUGAAAACAACAACCCGAUCGUCUAACGUUGUCCUCCAUAAAAAUAAGCAAGUGCGUUAUCGCGUUUUAGCAAUGAACGAGGAAAAGUUUAGAUACCACAAAGUGUGUCGAGUGCCAAUCCUAAAACAUAACCUAGUACGAAAAAACGAUGCAAAGUUGUAGAUUCGCUAGCCAGACGAUUAGAGCCAUGUCAACCUUGAGAAUAGCUCUGGCACAGUUAUCCGUCAGUGCUGACAAGGAAACAAACAUCAAUAAAGCUAUUUCAUUCAUUGACAAGGCAAAACAACAACGAGCCGACCUUAUUGUGUUACCAGAGUGUUUCAAUUCACCAUACGGAACAGAUCAUUUUCCCAAGUACGCCGAAGUUAUUCCAUCGGGCGAUACGUGCUUGGCGCUAUCGAGCGCAGCCAAGAAGAAUGAAAUCUACGUCAUUGGUGGCACUAUUCCCGAGAAGGAUGGAGACAAGCUUUACAACACCUGCACAGUUUGGAAUCCGAUGGGAGAGCUCGUUGUCAAGCACAGAAAGAUGCACCUGUUCGACAUCGACAUCAAGGACAAAAUAACGUUCCGGGAGAGCGACGUCCUCAGCGCCGGCAACAGCCUCAACAGCUUCGAGGUCAAGGGCUGCAAAAUCGGCCUCGGCGUAUGCUACGACAUAAGGUUCGAGGAGAUGGCGCGGCUGUAUCGCAACCAAGGCUGCCACAUGCUCGUCUACCCGGCAGCGUUCAACAUGACCACCGGGCCGUUGCACUGGUCGCUCCUGCAGCGCGCCCGGGCCAACGACUGCCAGGUUUACGUGGCCUGCGUGUCGCCUGCACGUGCCGAGGGACCUGGUUACAUUGCCUGGGGACACACUCAACUCACCAGUCCCUGGGCCGAGGUUCUCGCCGAGUUGGACGCCAUCGAGGACAUGAUUGUCAAGGACAUCGAUCUUAAAGUCGUGGAUGAGGUCAGGGCACAGAUUCCAGUGUCUCAGCAGCGGCGCACGGAUUUGUACGACACGGUCUGGAAGAAGAUUUAAUUGCGACACAGAUUAAUGUAAAUUUUCUUUUCCAUGAAAAAAAAAAAAAAACAAUAACAAAAAAAAAUUGUUAUAUUUUUAUACCAAACUUUAUUGAUACUGUUUGUUAAUUUAUGAAUCAAAUAAUAAAGAGAUAAUACAAUGUUUAAUAAAUAGGAGACUAGGCUUUACGUUUUGUUUUGAUAAAGUAUGUAUAUUCUACAACAAAUGUACAAUGAUUUAUUUUACAUAAAAGGCCACUUGAUGAUUAAACGACAUGUAGUUACAUAUUUAUUGUUAAUGUGCUUAGUGGAGCU
This is a messenger RNA of Copidosoma floridanum, 1580 nucleotides long. Its product is annotated as omega-amidase NIT2. Gene Ontology annotation, molecular function: omega-amidase activity. NCBI's taxonomy places the organism in Eukaryota, Metazoa, Arthropoda, Insecta, Hymenoptera, Encyrtidae. Gene Ontology annotation, cellular component: mitochondrion. Gene Ontology annotation, biological process: L-glutamine metabolic process; oxaloacetate metabolic process. The record is from RefSeq and is a predicted model, not a curated record.